CAUUGCUUUUUUGUCUUUCUGGGGUUAUGGCGAGUACAGAAACAGUAAACUAUUUGGGAAGAUUUGUUGUUUUAUCGCUGGGCCAUCGCAAAACGGCAUCUACUUAUUGUGACAGCUUCCAUCUUCCUCUGUUUUGGCUGCAGUUCCAUGACGUUGCAAAACAAGUUCCUGACUGUGUCAUCGUCAUCGCAGGCUUUCCUCUGCUGUCUCCAUAGUUAGGAGGUGCGGGGCUCUGAUUCCGUGAGACGUCAUGAACAAUCGCUCCUCUAUAUCCUGGUGGCUGGGCCAGUUGGGGCUGUCACAGUACAGCAAGGUGCUGGAGAGAGAGUAUUAUGGCUUAGAGGGUCUCCUGUGUGUGACGGAUGCUGAUCUCAGAGAGGCCGGGGUUGAGAAUCAGACUGACAGGGAGCUCAUCCUCUCCCAUAUCAAACAGCAUCAUCACAAUGAGAGCCAACACAGAGGAGGAGGCUCCCCUGGCCCCCACUGUUCUCCAGCCCCGAGGAGAGUAACUCGGAAACACUCCCUCGGCUCCUCCCUGGACCUGCUGCGCUCUCCCAAACGUUUCUCCGGUCACGGCUUCAGCCUGUUUCGUCAGAGCAUCCUGCCCCGACUGCGCAAGAAAGACAAGACCUCGUCCUGCAUCCAGCUCCCCACCCUGCAGGAGAGACAGAGCACAGCCACCUCAACACUGAGACACCCCAGCACCGUGCAGGAGAGACAGAGCACAGCCACCUCAACACUGAGACACCCCAGCACCCUGCAGGAGAGACAGAGCACAGCCACCUCAACACUGAGACACCCCAGCACCGUGCAGGAGAGACAGAGCACAGCCACCUCAACACUGAGACACCCCAGCACCCUGCAGGAGAGACAGAGCACAGCCACCUCAACACUGAGAAACCCCAGCACCCUGCAGGAGAGACAGAGCACAGCCACCUCAACACUGAGACACCCCAGCACCCUGCAGGAGAGACAGAGCACAGCCACCUCAACACUGAGACACCCCAGCACCCUGCAGGAGAGACAGAGCACAGCCACCUCAACACUGAGACACCCCAGCACCCUGCAGGAGAGACAGAGCACAGCCACCUCAACACUGAGACACCCCAGCACCAGGGUAGCAGACACAGAAGAGACCCAGCUACUCACUGAGCUCCUGCACAACAGCAGACGCAAGAGCGUAGAUGCGCAUCCAAGUCCUGUAAAGGCGGCCUUUCAGAAGCGUGGGAUGGAUUCCACGAAAGAGAAACUGAAGAAGGAGCUGGAGGAGGAGCUGAAACUGAGCUCAGAGGACCUGAGGAGCCACGCCUGGUACCACGGAAAGAUCAGGCGAGAGGCAGCAGAAGCCUUGCUGGAGACAGACGGGGAGUUCUUGAUCCGAGACUCUCAGUCCAGCCCGGGGGACUAUGUCCUGACCUGCCAGUGGCAGGACCAGCCCAUGCACUUCCGGAUCAUCCGCGUGGUGCUGCGUCCCAAGAAAGGAUACUCGCGCAUGCUGUUCCAGUUCGAGCAGGACCAGUUUGACAACGUGCCCGCCCUGGUGCGCUGUCACGUGGGCAACCGCAAGCCCAUCUCCGACAAGUCCGGAGCCAUCAUCUCCCAGCCCAUCACCCGCAGCGUGCCGCUCAGGGUCAUCGAGGAGCAGCAGGGCAGCGGUGCCCCCCAGGGGAACUCGGAGGAACAGCACCCCAGUGACAAAAAACCCAAAAGACUCAGUCUGAAUGGAGGCCAGCAGGAUAUCAUAAUGAACGGCAACCUGCUCAGGAAUAAGGACAAGAGUGGCAGUCACCCUGGGAAUCUGGAGGAUCUGGGAAGGAGACCCUCCUUGCAGUCUGCCCAGUCCGACAGUAACCUGAGAUCGGGCGCCACGCAGACGUCCCAUUCAAACAGGGCGGAGCCCCCGCCCCCCUCGCCAGUGUUCCGGACAGGCAGCGAGCCCCUCCUGAGCCCCAAUCUCACCCGUGCCUCCGUGCAGCCUCAGGGAGGUCCUGUACUGAGGGGCUCCGAUGGGCAGCUGCACUCCCGAGCGCCCCCCAAACCGCUGCGCAUUCCCUCGGUCAUCUUCACCAGCCCUCACCCUGAACUCCACCGGCAGAACCCUGAGGACUACUAUGGGGAGCUGGUACCCAGAGCACCCCUUGCAGGGAAGGGUCACGUGGACAGGCUGGCCGUGGAGGAGCGCUGGCAGAGCAGGGCUCGGAUGACAGACACCAGUUUCCAGUUUCUGGACGCCGUGUCGCCCACUCUCUCUGCUUUUUGCGAGCAGGAGGAGGGGGGAGAGGAGGGAGGAGAGGAGGGUGGAGAGGGCCCCCACUUUGUGAGGCCUCAGAUAGAAACAGUCUCCUCUUUCCAGCCCUCCUGCUUCCAGUCUCUCCUGCUGCCGGAGAACAACAAACCCCUGGAGCCGAGCGUGCUCAAGAGGCUGAAGGAAGUGUUCGCAGGCAGCGACGCCAGGACAACAGCACUGCACAUCCUCAAAGUGGACUGCCAGGUGGCGAGGAUGAUGGAGGUGACGAAGGAGCAGAGGCAGCUGAUGGGAGUCGGGUCGGGUUUGGAGCUGCUCACACUGCCACACGGACACCAGCUGAGACUGGACCUGCUGGAGAGGCAUCACCUGAUCGCGCUGGGCAUUGCUGUGGACGUGCUGGGCUGCACGGGCACAGUGAGCCAGCGAGCCUCCGUGUUAAACAAGGUCAUCCAGCUCUCCGCGGAGCUGAAGAACACGGCGGGGGACCUCUACGCGUUCUCCGCAGUCAUGAAGGCGCUGGAGAUGCCGCAGAUUGCCAGUCUGGAGAUGACGUGGAGAGCUCUGCGGAGGAACCACACAGAGAGCGCCAUCGCCUUUGAGAAGCAGCUGAAGCCCUUUUACAAAGCCCUGAACCAGGGGAAAGACGAGACUCCGGUGAGCCGUACGGCUGUGCCUCACAUCCUCCCGCUGGUGAAGCUCAUGGAGGGGGUGGGGCUGGGUGAGGACACAGAGGAAGGCUGUGAGCAGCUGCUGAAGACACUGGGCGCUGCCCGGGCCAUCACCCUCAAUGCUGGGCUGUACAGCUCCUACGCCAGCUCCCUGCUCAAAGACUUCAAGCCUAAAGAGGAGCUGCUGGAGGUGUUCAAGACGGAGUUUGCACUGCGACUGUUCUGGGGGUCCAAAGGCGCAGAGGCAAAGCAGGAGGAACGGUACCAGAAAUUCGACAAAAUCCUCAGCGUGCUGGCCGGGAAGCUGGAAACUGGGGCAGCGUCCGAGCUCUGAUAAACCCCCCCAGGACCUCCCUCUGGCUUGGCAGAGGACACCCAGCAGUGUGUUUCACUGUAGAACACUGGUUCUCAACCCCUGUCCUCAGGACCCACUGUGUCUGCUGGUUUCCGUUCCAACUGAGCUCUCAAAUUACUUAACUAAAUGAACUAAUAAUUUGCUUAGUUGGGCCUUUUUAAUUGUUUUCAGCUCUCAAACAGUUGGGAGAUUUCAAGUUAACUGUAAAAUCAUUUAAGUAACUUGAAAUCUGCAACUUCUUAGGAGCUUAGAACAAUUAAACAUGUUGAAUUAAGCACAUUAUUAGUUUAAGGGUUUAAUUAAGUAAUUGAGAGCUCAGUUGGAAUGAAAACCAGCAGACACAGGGGUCCUGAGGACCGGGGUUGGGAACCACUGUUCUGCGAAGGUGGCCGAUCGUAGCGAUUGAACCUGAGGAACAGCUACUGCAUCAGCAGAGAUCUGAGCUUUGUCAAAGAGAUGCAGAGGAGAAACAGUUUCCAUGGAUUUUCUUUUCUGUGAUAAAGGGUGACUGUGGAAAGGUCACAAGGAGUCUGGAUUACCUCUACCUCCUCUCAGGAGUGACUAAACGCCAUGCUGAGACAGCAUCACUUCAGCAAGGAAACCUCAAAUAAUACUGACAGGGGCAUGGUUGAGCACUGUAUUGUAUUGUAUUGUAUUGUAGUGUGUUGUAAUUAAAACUGUGACUGCAGUAACCUUUCUAUUCUUAGAAACCAGAUAGAUUUUGAGUCAGUUUCACUGCAAGGGUUACAAGGGUUGAUAUUUUUAUUUUAAAAAAAGAUAUAUAUAUGUAAGUGUUGCAUUGGUUUAAUGCAUACAUUUUCCAUUUUUCUUUUUAAAGUUACAUUGUUAAAGUUUCAGCAGUUACCUCUAAGAAAUAUUGCCAACUUUAACAAAAGCCUGAAGUCUCUCGUACCACAGCAGCACUGUUACAACUAAGCCACCAGGUGGGGCUAAAGGCUAGUAAAAUAAAAAAUAAAUAAAAAAAAUCUUACUAGAAAAGGUUAACAAUAACACUUUAAGUCUUUAAUUUAUAUAUAUAUAUAUAUAUAUAUAUAUAUAUAUAUAUAUAUAUAUAUAUAUAUAUAUAUAUAUAUAUAUAUAUAUUUUAUUUUAAAGAUACACUAAUUCAUCUCACUAUCCCGUAGAAACAAAACAGGUUUCUAUUCUGCUGUGUUUAUAGUUUGCAUGUUUUGAAAGUUUCCCCAUAGUAAAGUGUAAUAAAGCAUAGUGGAAGCAUUGUGAAGCCCAGAGAGGUAUAUCAUUAGAAAUCAUGGGAAACCAUGGUAAACUAUGGCAAAAACAUACAUAACCAUGGGGAAACCGCACACAUAGCAUGCAAAAUUACUGUAGUAAACUUUAUAAGGGGUGGUAAAUAUUAGAAUAGACCUAUACUAGAUAGCUUAUUGUGUACAGUAUUGACAUGUAUGAAUGUAUGUAUGUAUAUAUGUAUGUUCUGCACUUUUACAUGGUUUUCAUUCAGGCUAUACUGACCAACACUGGACUGUGGUGCAGGAUGGAUAUUGCUGUGGUCUUCAGAUGCUUUUUAUACAUAAAGAUAUUUUAUACAUAUACAGUUAUUUUGGGGGAUCGCAAAGCCUGCGUUUCUGCAGCCACAGGAGUGCUGCUGCAGACCCUUCUGUCCGGUUUGCAAUAUUACAAGUUUUUAAAUCUAUUUUUUUUGUUUUGUAUUGUUUUUUACUGCUCACCUCAUCAUUGUGCAGCAGAACUUUUUUUAAUAUGAAAAACAUUUUCUCUGCAGCUGUACCUAUUGGGAAAUAGGUGCCUAGAGGCAAACCAGCACAUUUUAUUACAAAUUGAUUAGAGGUCAUAUAUUUUGUACAUGAAUGAAUGAAUUUUUUAAUGUUUAAUAGUGUUUAAAUGUGCAUGUAUAUAUACAUUGCUGGGCGCAAUUCAAAAAGUUUAAAUGACCUGUAAAUUCUAAAAGGGGACGCAAGUGCAAAUCUUGAGAACUAUUCAAAUCAUUAUCUAAAAAAAAUAAGACUAAACGAAUUUGCAGGCGUGCGCUUUGCUAAAAGGGUCCACUUGUCCGUUUUUGUACAAUAAAACAUUUCAGAGCA
Molecule: messenger RNA, 5349 nt
Organism: Acipenser ruthenus (sterlet)
Lineage: Eukaryota; Metazoa; Chordata; Actinopteri; Acipenseriformes; Acipenseridae
Product: breast cancer anti-estrogen resistance protein 3 homolog
Exons: 14
Coding region: 251-3250 (999 amino acids)
Biological process (GO): positive regulation of peptidyl-serine phosphorylation; small GTPase-mediated signal transduction
Molecular function (GO): phosphotyrosine residue binding; guanyl-nucleotide exchange factor activity
Source: RefSeq, a predicted model, not a curated record